Molecule: messenger RNA, 786 nt
Organism: Nezara viridula (southern green stink bug)
Lineage: Eukaryota; Metazoa; Arthropoda; Insecta; Hemiptera; Pentatomidae
Source: the annotation of a GenBank genome assembly
AUUUUUCCUCCUAAAUUUACAAGCAUUUCUUAAAAUCACUAAAUCAAUCUACCCAGAAUAUCAAGUUUGAGAUUUACUCUUUUAGUCCACUAUGAAAUAAAUGUGGAAACUUUCAAACUAAUUGUUUACUUACUUAUUGUGACAAAAAUUAUUUAUCCAAGUUUUUACCAUCAUAUGCUUAAAAUACCACAUGAUAGUGAUUAAAGGUACUCUUUAGAAUUCUAUAAACGUUUCUUUUGGCAAGAUGAGGAGGGGUGCAUCUCCAAGGAGAGGUUAUGCCACUCCACCAAGGUCAAGUUCUCCGCCGAGACGCCAACCGCCACAUCCGCCGCAACAUCCACCCCCGCCCCAACGCCAACCUCCACCCAGGCAGGGGCCGGGACUGUUCAAGCAGAUGGCAGCAACAGCUGGGGGUGUGGCCGUAGGAUCCGCCGUGGGGCACGCAGUGGGCGCCGGGAUAACAGGGAUGUUCUCUGGACGCGGGCAGGAGGUGCAAGCGGCAAGGGAGCAGUACGGUGCCACGGAGCCCACCGGCCCCUGCGCCUACGAAAUAAAGCAGUUCCUCAAGUGCGCGGAGACCCAGGAAGACAUUUCCGUCUGCGCCGGCUUCAAUGAGGCUAUAAAAAAUUGCAAGCAGCAGCACAAUAUUCCAUAAAAAGGAUGAGCCUCCUCCUCCAAUUCAGAUGCCAAAAGAAUCAAUAAAAAAAUAAACAAAUCUGAUAAAAUUUCUCAUCUUUUCUUUUUUUUAUCAUCUCAUAUACGGAUCUAGAAAUUAUGCCAUAUUUU